Messenger RNA from Anarrhichthys ocellatus (wolf-eel), 9314 nucleotides. It is a transcript of the gene nacc2, whose product is annotated as NACC family member 2. The transcript has 7 exons. The coding region runs from base 2254 to 4044 and encodes 596 amino acids. The record is from RefSeq and is a predicted model, not a curated record. Gene Ontology annotation, molecular function: RNA polymerase II cis-regulatory region sequence-specific DNA binding; protein binding; DNA-binding transcription factor activity, RNA polymerase II-specific. Gene Ontology annotation, biological process: regulation of transcription by RNA polymerase II. Lineage: Eukaryota; Metazoa; Chordata; Actinopteri; Perciformes; Anarhichadidae.
CUGUCUGUCUGUCUGUCUGUCUGUCUGUCUGUCUGUCUGUCUGUCUGUCUGUCUGUCUGUCUGUCUAUUGCUGAGUGUGCACGGGGAGAUUACCUGACUGUUGGCGUGCGUUUAGGAGAAUGGGGGGAUGUGUGUUCGUCCGUUUCGAUUAAGUGUGUUCGCAGAAUUGUGUCUCCUGCGUUCGACUGUGCUUUUUGUGUGUGCUCACUCAUGUGUGGCUAUAUGUGCCAUGCAGAUAUCACACUGCUGGGGCAAAGCUCUCUAAACCGAAGUCUGACUCACUUUAUUUAUCACUUUGUGAUAUCCUCCCUUUCAUAUUUCCGCUGUGACUGAGGAGUAAAAGUUUGCUCAGUUUGGCACAACUUUCACCACUUGAGGUUUAUUUAUCAAAAAAAAAAAAAAAAUCACAAUGUGUCUUUCUGGAGACAUUUUACAAUUUUUUUUUUUUACAAAUUGUGUGUUGAGGUGAAAUGAUUUCGAAAUCACUGGCUGAAACGUUUACCGUCUCCUCAACCGAAAUGCAGUGCAAAGGUCUGAGAGCUUCCUCCGUUGUGUUUUUGCUCCGACAUGCAAAAAUUACACAACAUUGGCAUGUGUAUGUGUGUACGCACAUACAGUAUUGUACAAACGCACUCAUCUGUCACAGCAAUUUUGCAUUCUGAUCCUCCCACACACACAUCGUUCUGGAAUGUAUCCUUUCUGUUAGCUGUUCUCUUUUAUCUUUCCUUCCCUGUCACAGGCUGUGACAUCUGGCUCCUGUCCUCCCUCGUCCACAUCAAGCAACAUUUAGGGAAGCCUUCCAUGUGCUGGUCAACACAAAACACAAAAGAGUCACCUCAGUAAGCUGAGCCAGCAAAGUGGAGGCGUGAAUUAAUCAGUUAAAUUACCAAUUCAUGUAGAAAAAAAAAAAUACAAAAUAGUCUUGCGUGAAGCCAGAACUUCUCUCCGCUCGUGUGUAGGUGUUUGGCAGAGAGGUCCUCGCAUGAUUCAGAGAAAAUACACAACACUUGCUCAAAAGUAAAAACCAUUUUCUUUUCUUUUUUUAACUAUUGUCCUCCGAAAUUUGUAAGACAAUGGGAAAUACCUUGAAAUGACAGCUUGUGUUUUUGAUGAACCUUUUCAAUUCUACAAUUGGAAGGAUUAGAGGAUUGCGUGUAUUUAAGCUUCCAGUUUAGCAAAGUGCUGCUUUACCAAGACGCCGUGACGCAUUCUCUCCAGACUUGCGUCAAAAAGGGAUUUCAGAAGUUUCGCUGUUCUAUGUUUAAUUAAUUAAUGGUGGCUGUGACCUCUGGAAGCUUUUCUCAUUUCUCUUUUGUCUUAGUCAUCCACCCCCUUUCUGUUGGACCAUAUAGGCAUCUGUGUCCAGGGGCAAGUGGCAGAAGUUGCUUCAACCUAAUUGUCUUUCUCUGCUCGUACUGUCCUCAAAUGACUUUCUCUCUGUCUCAACUCUCCCCUCCCUCACUGCCUCCCUCCCUCCGUUGCUUCUCUCUAGCUCUGCCCAGUCUCUGUCUGUAACUGUAGCCUGUGUUUUUCUCUCCCUCCCACUCCCUGCGACGUAUAGAUACUGCAUUGAUCAGACACACGCGCGCAGACACAUGCACACACACACUCGCACAGUGAGCCUCCCACUCCUUUCAUCAUUGAUUCGCUCUGCUCUGCUCUCCUUCUCCCUCCCCAUUCUCUUUAUCUCUCUCUCUCUCUCUCUCUACAGCGGCACUUGUUGAAUUCAACCCUUGGAGAAUAGAGAGAGGGGAGAGAAACGGAGAGAGAUAAUGACAGGGAAGCAGAGGGAGGCUUUGAGACAGCGCUAGGGCAGACAGUGAGCAAAGAGAAUGGGGCUUUGGAGGAUAUAGAGAUAGAGGAUAGGCCGGGGGAAGACAGACAGAGGAAAAGUCAGUCAGACAGCAGGGAGAGAAUCAUCUUCAAGACAGUGGGAAUGACACUUUAAGUGAACGAGAGAGUCGACCAGACGGAGUACAUCAGAGUGCUUUCCUUCCAUCUCUAACUACUCCUCUUCUGUCCUGGUCCCGGCUGCUGCGGGUGUGUUAGCGAUUGCCAAGGCUCCAUGGUGUGUUUUAACCAGAAGACUGGCUUACACAGGUCAGAACUGUCUGGGAUAACAGUGAGCGCUUUUCUCUGCAUUUGUGCAUGUGAGAGAGAGUGUCGUGUGCUGGUUUCCCCAGAUGCCUCUCUCAGUGGCGGAGUCUGCAUUGAAUAUCUGAAACCCCACCUUCCUCUUCCUCUGUGGCCAACAUGUCCCAGCUGCUCCAUGUGGAGAUCCCAAACUUUGGAGCCACAGUUCUGGGCUCCCUUAAUGAGCAGCGCCUGCUGGGACACUACUGCGAUGUAUCCAUCCUGGUCAAAGGUCAGGCUUUCAAAGCCCACCGGGCCGUUUUGGCUGCCAGCAGCCUCUACUUUCGUGACCUCUUCAGCAGCUCCACCAAGAGCCAGUUUGAGUUGCCCUCCUCAGUCACACCUGCUUGCUUUGAGCAGAUCCUCACUUUCUGCUAUACAGGGAAGCUAACAAUGGCAGCUAGUGAACAGCUGGUGGUCAUGUACACAGCUGGCUACCUCCAGAUUCAGCAUAUAGUUGAAAGAGGCAUGGACCUAAUGUUCAAGGCAAACUCACCUCACUGUGACUCGCAAACAGCAGGGUCUUUAGAGGAAACAGGAUCCGAGCCGCAGAGUCCUUGUAAUAAUGGAAACGGGCUAGCAGUGGCUGCCCUUUUGGGAACCCCGGGCUGGUCUCCAUCCUUACUCAUGUCGCAACGUAAGAUUAAACUAGAAGGGGGCGACCCGACGCCCCUGACAACACAUUUGGCGCAAAGCAAGAUUUCGUCUUCGGAGUUGGGGAGUCGGCUGGCGAGGGCCAGUUCACUGUUCUACACGACGGCUGGUGGGACCGCCAUCCCUGGUUUGCCUUCUUACCACCUUCAAGGACUCGGUGGGGGUGGAACAGGAGGAGGAGCCGGAGUUGAGAGGUCCAGUCCUGGAGCGUCCAGCCUGCCAACCACUGACAGUCCUACAUCCUACCAGAAUGAGGAUGAGGAGUUUGAGGAAGAGCCCUAUGAUGGGAUCACAGAGGAUUCCUACAGUCAUCUCUAUGGGCGUUCAGCUAACCCUUACGGGAUCCAGGAGAAGCCAGAGAUGGCAGCGAUGCCCUUGGCCUUGGAGAGCCGCAACUGUGUGCUGAUCCGCAGGGACCUGGUGGCGCUGCCUGCGAGCCUCAUCAGCCAGAUAGGCUACCGCUGCCACCCUAAGCUCUACACUGAGGGGGACCCUGGGGAGAAGCUGGAAUUGGUAGCUGGUACACAGGUGUUCAUGACUCGAGGACAGCUGAUGAAUUGUCAUCUAUGUGCUGGUAUCAAACACAAAGUCUUGCUUCGCCGUCUGCUAGCCACGUUCUUCGAUAGAAACACUUUAGCCAAUAGCUGUGGGACAGGUAUCCGCUCCUCGACUAGUGACCCCAGUAGGAAACCCCUGGACAGCAGGGUCCUCAACGCUGUCAAACUCUACUGUCAAAAUUUCAACCCUAACUUCAAGGAGAGUGAAAUGAAUGUGAUUGCUGCUGACAUGUGCACAAAUGCGAGGCGUGUCCGCAAGCGAUGGUUGCCCAAGAUCAAGUCGAUGCUGCCUGACGGAAUGGAGGUGUACCGUGCAGGAAUGGGCAUGGGUGCUGCUGUGGGUCUGGGCCUGGCGCUUAGUGCCUCUCAACCAGGGGUAUCCCUCCCCUUCGAGCCUGACUUCAAGGCCCUAGACCAAAGGUUGUAUCCCGAUCGCAAGGACCCUCUCAGGACUCACCCACCGCUGGCAGACAGCAGCCCCGGGUCUGGGGCAGCUGGAGCAGAGGCUGAAGGUGAAGGCGAGGGAGUGGUCCAGGAGGAUCAGGAGGAAGAUGAGGAUGAUGCUGGGCUAGAAGGUGCGGACGGAUCACUGGGGGCGCCAACUUUGAUCCCAGGAGCUGAGGCAGGCAAUUCUGGCGACACGCCGCCAGAGCAGGAAGUGGAAAAUUUUGGACAAGGUCUGAGGGUGAACGGACAGUGAAUGUCCCUUCGGGCUGCCGCUCACGUUGGGAAAUUUGUUUUAACACCGCAUUUUCUUUGGCUUGCUCUCCUACUCUAACAUCUCGUCCACCACUCUUUCUUCUCCUCUGUGCUUCCUCAACGGGAAUUAUUCGGCACAAGAAGCUGCGCUCGUAGAUCUUACUAUACAGGAAUUUGUCACACAUGCAUGCGCACCCGUGUGCUCGUGUCCACGCAUACUUACUGAUAGUGGAAGUAGAUUAUUCAUAAAAAAAUGUAGACACAGGCAUGGCAUUAGCACAUUAAGAAAAUCCACCCUUCCUGCUCCACCCUUUCCUUAGUAUACUCGGUAUUUACUCAGUAUUCGGGCUCCUGCAGCAAUAUGUCAAAGACCUGAUAGCAGAACAAACUGCUGGAAUGAUUCAUAAUUUCAAGUGUUUUACAAAAGCAAUGGCGCCUUUGCUGGCAGUUUAUGGAUUGUGGUAUAAUGGUUUAUAAAAUGAUUGUUUUUUGUUUUUUUGCCACAUCUAAAAAAAAUUACCCAAGCAACCUUUGAAAAAAAACCGAAGCUCUUUUAAAAAGCGGCUUAUUUGUUGUAUGAUAAAUAUGUAUGAAUAUAUAACGACGCCUGUAUUAUAAUUAAAGGUCAUCUACUGCAUUACCAUCGUUAGACAGAACAAUUUUCCUUUGUGUUAAAGCGCCACGUCAUUUUUUAGGAAAGCUAAAGACUUCCUGACAAUCCAACAAAUAAUCUAUCACAUGGAGUUGGGUUUUCAUGCAUAUCUGGCCGUGACAUAUUGGAUUAGAUUGUCAAUGUGAUGCCUGUGUCUGCUCCAGACCGCCCCUUCCAAACACACACACACACACAUACAGAUCCACACACGCAUAUGUGCACAUUUCACACCUUAUGAUACUUGGCCUUUAAUAUCUGCAUCGAAGCAGGAAAAAUAUUCACUGUCCCAAAAAAAAAAAAUUUGAACAGUGCUUUUCAUCUUUGAAAAAAAAAUCCUCUUCGAUUACAUCAUUCUGUCUUGGAGAUAAAGAGAGAGACACGGACAAGAACAUGCACUAAAACCCAAGCUUGCAUGCAUGAAUACAAACAAUGGAUACAGAGAAUUACUGCAAACAUCAACAAAGCCACAAACCUGCAUCUAAAUAAGCAAACAGCUACUGUUGCCUCCAGAUAUGCCGUUCAAGGACUUCUUUCCAUUUCUCACUGGGAUGUGACCUCAGUCCGACACGUGUCCGGAACUGACUGGGGUGUGACGCGGGAUCGACUGCCUUUCACACAAUACCGAUUACUUUGUCUUUUCUAACUCUGGGGCGUGCUGUCACCACGUGUAGAGGAGAUUGAAUUAAUGGAGUAGUAGGAGGAAGCGCACUACACUGAGCGGUAGAAGAGAGAAGCACUGUUUCACCUUGAUGUGGUGGUGUGAUUAAUGGCACCGAGACUACAUGGCCCUGCUUCCAUCCUGUUUAUUUCUUUUUUCUUUUUUUUUUUCCUGGGGUGGGGUUGGGGGGGGGGGGGGGGGUAAAUUAUUGAAUAACACUUAUAAGAGCAAUUUCUGCUGGCUUAUUGCAUUUGCACUCGACGUCAAAGGGUGGGAAACUAAGGAGUUUAGGCAAAAUGUGACUGUACUAAAAACUGAAAAUGUCCUCCACAUCACCCUGAUUGUUUAUUUGAUGAGAAGAUUGUGGGUUUGUAAAGACAAAAGAGAGGUCUUUCUGAAAGAUAACUUUCUAUAUUUCGGAAGGGGGCGGAGUGAAGCAAUGUCUAACAGGGUCAAAAACCUGUAUGUGUCAUACUCAUUUUCUUUUUCUUUUUUUUUGAUAUCUGUUCUGCUGUUCAUGCUUUCUGCCACGCGUAUAGGGACAUAGUCCAAACAACCUUCCUUUAUUCUUUUGUGCAUUGAUUUUAAGAGAUACACUGUUGUAUGUUUUUUGUUUUUCGCGUCAAAGCACAUUGAAUCACAAGGUCAGACCAUCAAAUUGAAUGAGCCCCAAAGUUAUUGGCAAAAUUACCACUUUUCAACUGUAAAAAUUGAUGGCAUAAGCCAACAACCAAGCAAAAAAAUACAGUAUAUGCCCGAGAUAUUUGAUCCGUUUGUUUCUGCUUCAGUGCGGUGCUCAAAGGUUGUGUUUACGUGACUUCUGUCAGAUUCUUUAGAAGAAGCUGUAAGAUGGCUCUGCACAAGAAACAGAGUUAUAAUUGCACUAGGUAAUAAUAAUAUUAACGUUUACAGUAUCUAGGUUUCUUCUUUUUCUUUUGGAGUAAUUGUGAUCCACCAUAGAUGAAACAGGGCUGUGAUAGAAAGACUGGGAUGAUGAGUGAAUGUAAACUGUAGCACUGCUUUGGGGAGGGGUCCAAGCCUUGAUUGAAUAAUGGUCAAAUACUCGUUUUUUUACAUGACUCACUUUGUCCUCAAUUGCAUGAGGCUGUAUGAUGUUCAAGCCUAAAUUUGAGUGAUUUAAUGAUUUUUAAACUGGUCUUCCAAGGUAGUGAACAGCAGGGAGUAUUUCUCUGACAUAGUAAACUUGGUGAUGCUUUUAUACUCCAUGGUUUAUUCUAUAUUAUCCCAACAAGCUCGUAAUUUGUUCACAAAUCUGUACAGACUUCAAGAUUCAACAAAUUAUAUCUUUAUGUUGUUUUUAAUUUAUUGAGCUUCGGUUCCUAAAGUUGCUUACAAGAAAAAUAAAGAUAUUCUUUAUUACUGGACUUUAUGAGAUCACCUGCACUUCUGAUUUGUCAACUAAGGUAACAGUCUUCCCAAAAUGUACAUCAUUUUGGAAGUCAACCAAAUUCACAGUUAUUACUUCAGAUCACAAAAUAGCUUGUAAGCCUGCUGCCCCAAAAAAUCGAAACCUGUACUCUACUAUUAAACUGUGCUGACAUAUCUAUUUAUAUUCUAUUUUCUCCUUGUAUGCUCAUGCACAAUCCAUUUUUGCUUUUGGUUCUUUUUUUUUUUUUUUUACAGGCAAUUUUUUUGUUGUUGUUGCACGGCCACUACUUUUAACUUUGAGGAAUAUGAAAUAAACUCCAGUUCAAAUGGGUGAGUAAAUAAUAUAGGGUGGGGAACAUUGAUAUACUCCCCUGUAGGGAUAAAGGGGCGUGGAGCAGUGCCUUAGACUGUGACUGUGUGGAUGUUGUUGUGACGUGAACCUUUAUGAUCGGAGACGAACAAGACAAAGUACAUGUAGGGGUAGGAUACAGACAUUGACUGAUGUUUUCCGUUUCUAAAAUUAGAAUCAAAGAACCUUUGCUCAGUAUAAUUUAAUAUUGCAUUCACUCAUCUUCUCACUUUAUGUUUGCCAGUUGAACUCAUAACAGAUUUACUGUACUUAGAUGCAUUCAACAGCUAAUCAGCAACAACCUCCUGACUGACAUCCUCACAAUAUUUAUACAAUUGACAGACCUCCAAAAAAAGUAUUUAAAAUUAUAUCUAUUGCAUUCCCGUGUUGAAAUUGAUGAUGAGGCCAUUGAGAGACUUCACUUUGGAAUAGUCCUCACUAAAUAAUCCCACGUGCAUAAACAUUUAUUUCCCUCUGCAUUCACAUUUCAGCUUUUUCACUGUUCGUCUGCCUUCAAGCUAAAUAUUUCCGACUCUGUCCCAGCCAACAAAAAAUUCCAACCUUUUUAGGAAAAACUUCUCUGGCUUCUCUUCUGCUUAAGGUCUAUUUCUCUUGCGCAGGGUGGAUUUAAAAUUGAAUGAUGUUGCACUAUAAACUGAGAUAUUCUCAGAGAAUGUCACGGCUAAGCCUUGGGAAGGGUGAACUGUUUGAAGUGGCUAAAAGCAAAAAGUCAUGUAAAAUGUAUGUAAUGUUAUGUAUUUUACAAAUAUAUUUUGAUUGAACCAGUGUCUCCUUCACAGAAAACUCUGUAGUUGAGAUUGUUUUUAAUUUUGUUUUAAAUUUAAUGACAGAAACUUGUCUUUUGCAAUAUCUGCCAUUCACCUAGAUGAUCGUUGGAAAUAACAAGAAAAUAGAUAGAAUGGGAUUGUUGGUUGAAAAUAACCUGUUUUCACAAACAUUUCUUUGCAAAUAAAUUGUUACUUACUUUCUAAAACCUUACGUAGUGCUCCGUUCAUCCCCAUUACUGUAGAAUCUGAUGGGCACAGUUUUGUUCCAUUGACUGGUUUAUUCUGAAAACAAAACAUUUAUAUGCAAAAGAGACACUUGUAUUAUAAAAAUGCAUGCCAUUCAGACACUCACUCUAACCCAAUGAAACCUCUGAUCUUUAUGCACCAUGUAAUUUAAGCUGAAUAACUGUUGUCACUGUUGGCAAACAAAGACUUUGGAGUCUUGCGAUGAGUAGGGUUGUAUUUUUAUCACACACCCAGGCCUUUUAUUGACUGUUUGUGUCAAGUUCAAACAAUUAUGACAGCAAAGUAGUGAUUAAGAGUGGAAUUCAUAGACUAACUACCCAGUUGAGUGUGCAUUUGAACUUUCAGCAGACUCAGAAAAAAUGCACUAAAAGUUUGUAUGUAUGUGUCCUUGAACAUAAUGCCAGCACUUUAGAACUACUUAGAAAAAUUGUAGGAAAGAGUGACCGAGGGUUUGGCGAACAACGAGAAACCGCAACUUUUAAAGCCAUGUGUUCAGAGCGCUGACAAUCACAAUAGGGAUGAGACCCAAAGUGCAUUAUGGGAGAUCUGACAUGAAUUGCUGUGCUCUUGCUAUUUGCUUUGUCUUUCUCCAGCUCGCUUUGGUCUGUGCUAGCUUACUUUCCGGAGGGGAGGGACAUGAUAAACUCGAGCCUUCUUGGUUAUAAGUGUGUGUCUCUGCAAGGAGGACUGACUGAUGUUUGACUGAUACCUUGGUGCUUCGUGAACAGAGCUGUCCUAUGUUGACAUGGACCACAUCUGUAACGCUCUAAUAAUAAGCAUGUGCCGGACUUGAUCCUAAGUCUGGGCUAAUUGGUAACCUCUCAAUGGACAAUAGUCCAUAUGGCAAAAGGUCUUAUCAUGCAACCCUACACUUUGAUCGUGGCAACGUUCUUCACUAUCGACAGGGCUUGGACCAGGCAAACUGGGAUGGGACAAUUUCAGUGUUGAUACUGCUUUAUGUUUCAAAUGAAAAAUGUUAAAAUGUUUAUGCGCCUUCUGACUCAAGCAUCAAUAAUAUAUACAACAGAAAUGCAAGUUGCCACUUUUGAUGUUGCAUAAGAAUCUACCUUUCAUUCCCAUCAUGGUAUUUGCCAUCACCAGUUUCAGUUGUGUAGUCCAGGAGUACCUGAUUUCUUUAAAUGCAAUACAGAAAACUCUGCUUUCUAAUAAAAGUCCUUACUUCACCAUA